GUUGCCUCUCUCCAAAAGGAAGUCGCCGAGACCAAGAAUCACAUCACUGACCAGGCUACUAGAGCACAGCAUUUGGAGCAAGAAAAGGCCCAAUUACAAAGUGCAUUAUCUGCUGCCGAAAAUUGCAAUAAAACUCUACUCACUCAGCACGAGAAAGAAAUCCUCCAACUCAAAGGUGACUCUGAAGCCAACGAAACACGCCUGGCAGGUCAGGUGCAAGACCUUCAAUCGCAACUGCAGGAAAAUUCAGACGAGCUGAACCGUCUUCGCAUUUCAGUAGAUGACCUCAACUCUCGGAAUGCUUCUUCUGCAGCCGAGAUUUCCCAAUUGACCAGUCGUCUGUCGGAGACUUCGUCCAAACUGGAGGCGUCAGAGGCCUCUCUGGCGUCCGCGACGCAGGAGGUGACUAAUCUCCGGCAGCAGUUGGCUACCGCCCAACAAACUGCGCAGUCGAAUGAAUUUCUCUCAGAGGGCCAUCUACGAGCACGGGGUGAUGAGAAAGAGAGCCUCCAAAGUCAACUCCAGCUUCUACGGUCUGAGAAAGACACCCUGGAGGAGUCCAAAUCCCAACAGACUUCCGAGAUUGUAAGUAGUAUGCGAAUAUUAAAUAUUUUUGAUUUGUACGCGUCUAACCUGCCCGCCAACGUUGGUGGUGCCAUGGCGCCAGAGUAG
Dibothriocephalus latus is the source of this 672-nucleotide messenger RNA. The record is from the annotation of a GenBank genome assembly. NCBI's taxonomy places the organism in Eukaryota, Metazoa, Platyhelminthes, Cestoda, Diphyllobothriidea, Diphyllobothriidae.